CUGCGUUACAGUGACCAUGUUGUACAUUCGCACUGUCAGUUCUCUUGUCUGGCUUGCAAUUGUUAGGAAGAAUUGCCCCAACCUUAGCUCAUUUUGCACAAGCACAGCUGCUCGACUUUCAACUAUGGCCUACUCUGUUCAAGAAAGUGGAUCACUGCAUACUCACGACUACAAGAUAUAUAUUAAAGGAGAAAAUGGACCAAUUUCACCAUUUCAUGACAUUCCUCUGUUUGCAAAUAAAGAGAAAAGUAUAUACAAUAUGGUUGUAGAAAUUCCAAGGUGGACCAAUGCAAAACUUGAGAUAAACAAGAAAGAAAAACUCAAUCCAAUUAUACAAGAUGUCAAAAAAGGCAAAGUUAGAUUUGUCAACAAUGUGUUUCCUUACCGGGGUUACAUUUGGAACUAUGGUGCUUUGCCGCAGACAUGGGAAGACCCUCAUGAAGUUGAUUCAAGCACAAAGUGCAAAGGUGACAAUGAUCCAAUUGACGUGUGUGAAAUAGGGCAUAAGGUUGGUCGUCGUGGAGAAGUAAAGCAGGUGAAAAUUCUAGGAACCUUAGCUUUAAUUGACGAAGGAGAAACAGAUUGGAAGAUUUUAACAAUUGAUGUCACAGACCCGCUUGCAGAUAAAAUUAAUGAUAUUGAAGGAAUAAGACAACAUAUGCCGGGUCUUCUUGAAGCCACACACGAAUGGUUUAAGUUGUACAAGAUACCGGCUGGAAAGCCAGAAAAUGAAUUUGCUUUCAACGGUGAAGCAAAAGACAGGGACUUUGCUGUGCAGACUGUUCUGAGUACACACGAGCACUGGAAACGUCUGAUGAGCAGCAAUCCAUGUGUUGCUGAUGACAUUGCAUGCGAUAAUGUAUCCGUUGAUGGCUCUCCUUAUAAAAUUUCUCCAGAAGAUGCAAACAAAGUGAUUGCAGAGGCUCCACCUCAUGGUCCACCAGCCGAAAUUCCAACAGAAGUUGAUACUUGGCAUUUUCUUCCACAAAGCCAUGCAGUGGAGAGCGCCAGCAAGAAAUAGAUGUAUUCACCAAUCAUUGAUUUCCUGCCUUCAGAACAUAAAUUUUAAUGAGAACUGACUAUGAAAUGGGAUGGCACAGGUUUGCCAUGUAAAGAUUAAAAUAAAAUGUGCAAUAUACAAUUUAAGUAAAAGUUGGAUAAAAUUUUGUAAUAGGCCAUCUUUCUUAAAUUGCCAUAUCUCUAGCACCGAACCGUAUUGAAGUUAUAUUGGAACCUAUAAGCAUCAACAUGAACAUGAAUAUGUUCAGACAGCUUUCUAGUUCGACCUGGAUAGAAUUUUCUGUUGCAUGAUGCAGCUUGAUUUUUCACGAAUAAGCUCCAAGCCACAGAAUAGAAAUGUCAAAGCUCUAUCAGUUAUUCAUCGUCAAGCAAAUAAAUACAGAAGAGAACUGAAUAGACGUCAAAUCAUGAUUGGCUGCGAAAGGAAUCACCACUGUGCGAAUCACCAAUUUUCUCGCAACCCCAUUGGUUAAAUUUAAAGACUGGGGCAACUUUUUCAAUUGAACACAUGGACACAAUUUGUCUUCCAGAAUCACAAUUUAUUUAAAAUGGCGAACGGAGAUGGGAUUUAGCAUCUCAGUGCCACCGAAAUUCAAAAAGGUAUUUUCAAUACAAUACUUUAUUUUUCUGUUGAUACAAAAAUAAUAAAAAAUUUGUCAUUGAAAAGCGUCCCUUUUUCUAAUCCAAUGUUUCGAUCACAAACAUCGAUGAUUUUCUUGAACAAAAUGGUUUCGUGACUAAACUAAGUGCUGUGAAACUUUGAAUUUACUCUGUCUGUAGGCUUUCUUGCAAAUCAAAGUGAUACAAAACAAAUAUUUUGUUUGCUAAAGCUAAUUUUAAUUGUUUAAAAGGGAAAUAUAUAUGAUUUCCGAGUGUAAAAAGGAUUUUUUUACCGAAAUCAUUCCUCUGAAAAUUUUCAGCUUUUCUAAGCUUUUGUUAAGUCAUCAAGUCAUUUUUUUGCCAAAUAAGGGUAAAUUUUUCAAAUUAACAUUAAGACAUUUAUAAGGCAAACUAUUUAUAAUUUUUGCAUAAACAAAAGUAUUUUUACAAAACUAGUUUCACAUAAGAUUUACUUUUCAUGACCUAUAGGCUAUCUAUUUGCUCGUUUUAAUAGGACAUCCAAAUCACUUUUAAUAGCAAACAAGAGUGGAAAGGACUAUAUUUUAAUCGCUAAAAUCAAUGUUUAGACGUUUCAAAGGAAAAUAUUCUUGGUUUUUGAUGGUAAUAAGGUUUUUCUCACCCACUAAUUCCACUCAAAAUCGGCUUUCUUUCUGUCCACUUUAAACAGAAUUUUCAAAUCCUUUUUAGCUCCAAAUCACAGUGAAAAAUAAAUUUUGAUAUAAUGUUAAGACAUAUAAAAUGCAAAUACCAUAAAUCCUCGAAUUGCCCCCCCCCUCGAAUAAGCCCCCACCUUUAAACUACCAGUUGUCAAUAAGCUCCCCCUCGAACAUACCCCCCCCCUCGAAUAAGCCCCCACUGCUACCGUAGGUUACCUAUGGCGUUUUAUUGAAUUACCGCAACAAAUUCAUACUUUUGGUAGUAAUUAAUUAAAUGCUCAUAAAGAAAUUUUUACUAAAAUAAACGAGGUCUUUUAAUAAUGUCUUCUUAAUGUCUACAAUAUUUGUAUAAGCCCCCCCCCUCGUAUAAGCCCCCCUCGAAUAAGCCCCCAUCCAAAAAUAUAUAAGCCCCAGGCUAAUUCGGCUAAUUCGAGGAUUUACGGUAGUCAUUGUGUUUUAUUGUCAAUAAGGUUUUCCCAAGCAACUUCUACAUUACAUUCCAAUCUUUUAGAAAAUCUAUAAGCUACCUCUUUAUCUUGAAUCUGAUAGACUUCAAGGGUUGAAAUUAUGGUGAGCGAUUUACCUUCAAAACGGAAACCGUAUAGUCUGGCAAAAGCUAAAACUUCUUACAGAUAAUUUUUUCUUCCAAUACUUACCUUAACCGUCAUUUUAGGAGAGUUGGUAAAGAGUUGCAUAUCAUGAAAUGAAAUAAUCUUUGAUCUGAUACAGAUUUAGCGUUGAAUUUGAAGUGAUCGAGUUUUCAUGAAAAAGCAAGCAUAUAGCAUUACAAAAAUUGACGUUUAUGGUCGGAAAUUUUUUCCGUACAAAACUUUCCUAAAUCCUCCUUUUAGGGAGCUUAAAAAGUGUUGAAUAACAUAAACAAAAGUUAUCUUUGAACUGAUAUUAAGUGAUGAAUUUAUAGUGAUCGAUUUUUUAUGAAAAAAGCAAGCCUAUAGCCUUACAAAUAUUGCGACUUUUGGGUUGAAAAUUUUUUUCUUGCUAAAUUUUCUUAAAUCCUCGUUUGAGAGAGUUUACAAAGUGUUGAAUACCAUAAACAAAACAUUUGGUAGAUUUUAACCACUGAAUCUAUAGUCAUUGACUUUUCUAUCCAAUAUGUAAGCCUAUAGUUUUACAAAAUUUGAAAUUUU
Molecule: messenger RNA, 3445 nt
Organism: Rhopilema esculentum
Lineage: Eukaryota; Metazoa; Cnidaria; Scyphozoa; Rhizostomeae; Rhizostomatidae
Biological process (GO): phosphate-containing compound metabolic process
Cellular component (GO): cytoplasm
Molecular function (GO): magnesium ion binding; inorganic diphosphate phosphatase activity
Source: RefSeq, a predicted model, not a curated record